Molecule: messenger RNA, 1711 nt
Organism: Kickxella alabastrina
Lineage: Eukaryota; Fungi; Kickxellomycota; Kickxellomycetes; Kickxellales; Kickxellaceae
Product: tRNA-guanine(15) transglycosylase-like protein
Exons: 1
Coding region: 75-1475 (466 amino acids)
Molecular function (GO): tRNA-guanosine(34) queuine transglycosylase activity
Source: RefSeq, a predicted model, not a curated record
UGAAUUACUUCUUUCUUUCUUGGUUUUAAUUUUUUCUUCCGAAAUACUCUACAUUAUUAUAUUUUAUUGCAUUUAUGACUGGCUCAGUUCGCGCACUCUCUCGUAAAAUGACGCUUCACUUUGAAUUGACAGGUGCAAACGCAGCCGUGGGCGUGGCCAGCGGCGCUGCUGCUUCUCCACGGAGCGGCAGACUAGUGCUGGAUCGCAGCUUGAACAGCGAGGCCAGCGCGCCAGCGUCGAUAUCGCCGUCGGCAUCGACACUAGCACCGGCAGCGAUAGGGCUGGAGACACCGACAUUCCUCAAAUACACACGGCACGGGCUGCAGCCGCAUCUAGUGCGCGAGGUGGCGGCAGAGCUGAGCGACAUGCCGGCGUGCACCCGGGUGCAGCUGGAGGACUUCCUUGAGGACGACGGCUCCGCGUGCGGGCAGCACGACGCGGGACUGCACAAUUUUGUCUUUCUGGACCGCUCGGAGGUGCUUCUGCUGGACACGCUCGAUCCCACGGUGACGCGGCGGGUGGGAAAGUCCACCAACUCGUUCCUGGCGAUCGACUCGGAGGGCGGCACGAAGCGGCUGACACCCGAGGUGUUUGCGCAGCUUGUCGACCGCCUGAAGCCCGAUAUUAUCAUUCCGCCAGCCGACUAUAUCGAGGAGCCGCUGCCGUCGCUGACGCAGGGCAAGCGGAUUUCAAAGUCGGUGACGCGGUCGGCCAAGUGGCUGGACGAGAGCAUUGCAAAGUCAGUGUAUCCCUCGGCGGUCUUUGCAGCAGUGAUGGGGUCGCACAGCCCGGAGCUGCGCGACAUUAGCGCGAAAAAGCUGUUGGCGCGAAGCGAUGUGGCCGGGUAUGUCUUCAAUGACGUGAGCCUGGCGCUGCCUUUUGAGAGAAAGCUGCAGCUAGUGCAGCACUCGCUGGCGCAACUGGAUGCGUCGAAACCACGGUACAUGGUGGGGGCUAGCGCGCCCGACGCAGCGCUGCGCGCGAUCCUUGGCGGCAUCGACCUUGUCGACUCGAGCUACCCGUACGCGGUCACCGAGCAAGGAUUUGCUUCGACAUACGUCUUUGGCGGCGAGGGGGCGGCUGGUGAGAUCGCGGACGCUUCUGCUGCUGCUGCUGCUGCUGGGCGACUGGACCUGUGGCAAGAGUCGAUGUUUAACGACUUUGGGCCGCUGGUCGAGGGGUGCUCGUGCUUCACGUGCCGCAGCCACCACCGGGCGUACAUCCACCAUCUGCUGAUGACCAAGGAGAUGCUGUCGACGGUCCUGCUGCAGAUCCACAACAUGCACUGGUACAAGGGCUUUUUCGCAGACAUCCGCAGCAGCCUGGCGCGCGCCACGCUGGCUGAGGAUGCACAGCGGUUCUUGGAGCGCUACAGCUCCUCAAGCGAGGCGUUUGGCGAGCUGGAGACGCUGGCCACACAGGAGAACUCGCCCACGACGAAGAUCCAGCGCAAGCGGCACGCGGAGCCACUAUAGCUGGCUGCGGCUGCAAGCGGCAGUGUGAAACUCGUUUUCAUUGUUUCUUUUUUCCUUUUUGCGAUUUGCACAGCGUGUUGUGUAAAGUGCAGACGGAUGAUACAUCAAGACUUUGUUUUUUUUAUUGACGAAUUUUUAUUGUGGUCAGUUGCGCCAGCAUUUAUGCGCGUAAAAAAAACAAGCAGUAAUUUGCACAAUACACACGGCUCAACUUGUCGUCGUCACUCCUUUGUUCA